Echinops telfairi (small Madagascar hedgehog) is the source of this 5643-nucleotide messenger RNA. RefSeq names its product cilia and flagella associated protein 65 (gene CFAP65). The record is from RefSeq and is a predicted model, not a curated record. Bases 1 to 5643 code for a protein of 1880 amino acids. NCBI's taxonomy places the organism in Eukaryota, Metazoa, Chordata, Mammalia, Afrosoricida, Tenrecidae. The transcript is spliced from 32 exons.
AUGACCUCCACGUCGUGCCUGAGUGCCUGCACCGUGACCACCGCCACCAUCAAUAACGACAGUGUGGUUUGCAGCGGCAGCAGCAAUAGUAGCAGCAGAAACAGCAAAAAAAGCGGCGACAGCAGCAACAGAUGCAGCAGCAGCAGCUGCUGCAACCUCUGUGUGAGGUCACCUCCGGGCAACAGGCUGAAGCAACCUUCCAAGUCCCAGGGAGUUCAGAUGUGCUUGCCAAAGAAGCAGGACCGAGUGAGGAGGAUGGUCGUCUGGGGCAUCGAGGUCGUGGAGGAGCUGCACUGGAAGGGCUGGGAGCUGGGGAAGGAGAUGACUCGGCAUCUGGCCCUGAAAAACCUCUCCUUGAAAAUCCAGAAGAUCAGUUACAGGCCUCCCAAGACGAAGUUCUUCUACACCGUUAUCCCUCAGCCCAUCUUACUGAGUCCAGGCAUCACCUUCAACCUCCCCAUCUUCUUUCGGCCUCUGGAGGAGAAGGAGUACAUGGACCAGCUGUGGUUUGAUAAAGCGGAUGACUCGUUCUGUGUAGACCUGAGGGCCAUGCUGCCCCGUCACAAGCUGAUCUGCCCUGAAUUCCUGAAGCUGCCCAUGUGCGCCGUGGGGGCCAUGGUCGAGGCCUGGUUCUGCCUGGACAAUGUGGGGGACCUGCCCACCUUCUUCAACUGGGAGGUCUCCAACCCAUUCCAGAUACAGCCCACCACAGGGCUACUGGAGCCAGGUCAGACCUGUCAGGCCAAGGUGACCUUCCAUCCACUCAAGACUGCCACCCACGAGAUGCUGGCUAUAUGCUGGUUUGGGGACAAGGGCGAUCAAAAGACUAGCAUCCAGCUGGAGGCUUUGGCCAAGUGUGCCCAGCUGGUGGUGACCCUAAAGCAGAAGCGACCUGAAGACCAGGACGCCGAGGGCUGCCAGAAGGUGCUGCACUUUGGCUCUGUCCCUGUGGGCUGCACCGCCGAGAGGCAGAUCAUGCUGUUUAACCCAACCAUGGUGAGUGCCCCCUUCCGGAUCGAAGUGGUCCCAGACAUGCUGAUCAAAGACCGGGCCUUCUCGUGUCACAUAAUGAACGGCAUCGUGCCCCCGGGAGAGAAGAAAUGCGUGUCCCUGUUCUUCCACCCCAAGACCCUGGACGACAGAACCGUGGACUACGUCUCCAUCGUGCCCGCUGGCUGUGCCUCCCACAUUCUGCUCAAAGUCGUUGGCUUCUGCAUAGGUCCAGCGGUGGCCCUGAAGCACGACUACGUCAACUUCAGCUGCAUCGCCCUCGGGUCAAGCGCCGAGAGGUUCCUGUGGUUGGAGAACCAGGCCGGCUGCACGGCCUACUUCCAGUUUGACAUCGACUGCAGGGAGAGCGUCUUCGGCAUCAGACCCGCCUUCGGGACGCUGGCAGGCAAGGCCCGCUUGGCCCUGCGCUGCACCUUCCGACCCACCCACCCCAUCAUCUACUUCCGGAGGGUGGCCUGCCUCAUCCACCACCAGGACCCCAUGUUCUUGGACCUGCUGGGGACCUGCCACUCAGACAGCACCAAGCCGGCCAUCCUGCAUCCCCAGCACCUCACUUGGUAUCGCACCCACCUGGUCCGGGGCCUGACGCAGUACCCACCUGACAUCUUGGGCGCCAUGCUGAGGGAGGAUAAGUUGGAGCAGGAUGAGAAUGGGGCCCUCAUGAUCCCUAACGAGGACCUGGAGGACAAGCAGCCCCCGGAGUACUCUGACAUCCCCCCUAUGAUGGAGUACAUUUACGACGGCACUGGCGACAUGACCAUCUUCCCCCCGCCCAUCAGCAUAGAGCCUAUGGAGGUGGACUUUGGGUCCUGUCCAGGGCCGGAGGCCCCCACCCCUGUCUCCCUGUGCCUGAUGAACCACACCAAGGGCAAGAUCACUGUGGUCUGGACACGCAGGCCUGACUGUCCCUUCUGGGUGAGCCCAGUCACCUGUGACGUGCCCCCACUCAAGUCCACCGCCCUGCGCCUCCACUUCCAGCCGCCUUACGCCAACUGCCUGUGCAUGGCGGAGCUGGAGGUCUUUGCUGUCUACAAGGUCCUGCAGAACUACAAUAACAUCGAGGAGGAAUGCACCGUGUGCCCUUCCUGGUGUCUGACGCUGCCGGUGCAAGGCCACAGCUACUCGGAGGCUUUCGAGCACCACAUCCCCCAGUACUCCCUGGAUGCCCCCAAGCUAUUCCCCCCUGUGCCUGCCGGGGAGCCCUCCUGUUGCAGCCUGCUGCUCAUCAACAAAAGCUCCAUGCUGUUGACCUUCAACCUGGAGUCCCAAAGCAGCCCAGACAUCAUGCUACGACCCACCUCGGGCCUCGUGGCCCCCGGGGCCCACCAGAUCAUCCUCGUCUGCACCUACCCCAGGGGCAACUCUUGGAGAGAGCACGUCUUCUACCUGCUGUUCAACUCCUGCUCCCAGUAUGUUCAGGAGGUGCACAUGCAGAGCCGAGAAGAGCCGCUGCAGCUCGACACCUGUAAGAACAUCUUCUUCAAACCCACCUCGGUGGGCUGCUCCUCCACCAGCCCCUUAACCCUGCACAACCCCACCCGGCUGCCCCUGGAGUUUGAGUGGAGGGUGUCCGAGGAGUACUGCAAGAUACUGGCUGUCCAGCCCGCCCGGGGUCUCAUCCAGGCCAAUGAGACCACUACCCUGAUGUGGAUCUUCAGCCCUUUGGAGGAUCUCAAGUACCUGUUCCGGGUGGGAAUGUGGGUCUGGGAAGCCGGCCUGCCCCCCAACACCAAGCCCACCACCACCACCCACUCCCUGCUGCAGCUAGCGGGCAUGGGCAUCACCACCAGUCUAUCUGCCCAGGAGCAGGAGCUGGACUUCGGGAACAUACUGGUCAACAGCAGGCCAUGCCGGGAGCUGGUGCUCCUGAACCAGAGCAAGUGCACGCUCCACUACCGCCUCUCCCUAGAGCAGAGGAGCCCGGAGCUCUCCGCCCACCAGCACCCGGCAGAUCUGCAGCUGGAACGCACAGAGGGGAUCAUGCCACCCAACUCCCAGGACAGCGUCGGCCUGAUUGCCUGCCCCACGCGCCGGGCCCAGUAUGCCUGGACCAUCCGCUACUCGCUCCUCUCGCCCAGAGAUAAGAAGGCUGGGAAGAAGCAGGAGCUGUGUCGGGUCUCCCUGAUGGCUGUGUACCCCCUACUCUCCGUCCUGGAUGUCUGCACUAUGGGCAGCGCCGAGGGCAUCACCCGGAAUCACCUGUGGAACCUCUUCUCCCUGAACACCUUCAACAGCUACUUGGAGCGUGACCCUACGCCCUUGGAGCUCACCUACAAGGUGCCCGUCCGGCACAGCAUGAGCCAGACCCCCCCUAUCUUCACCCCUCUGAAGCUGGACUUCAAUUUUGGGGCUGCACCCCUCGAAGCCCCACCCUCUGUGGUGUUGCUCGCCCUGAAGAACUGCGGGCUGGUACCCCUGGACUGGGCCUUCCUCUUCCCAAAUGACCAGCAGAUUGACCUGGAGCUGUGGGCAGAUCAAGCCGAGUUUAGCGACACAGAGCUGCACCAGAUGCGUGCGCUGGACAACUGCCUGUUCUCCAUCUGUCCCAAGGCCUGCAGGCUGAGUCCCGGGCAGAUGCAGGUGGUGGAGCUCAGAUACAACCACCUGUUCAUCGGCACGGACCGCCUCCCAGUGCUCUUCAAGGUGUCCCAUGGCCGAGAGAUCCUGCUCAGCUUCAUAGGUGUGACAGUGGAGCCGGGACAGAAGUACGUGCACUUCACCUCCACUAGCCACCAGUUUGUCCCUGUCCCCAUGGGGGACACGUUUCCCCCACGGCAGAUUUACGAACUCUACAACGGGGGCUCGGUGCCCGUGACAUAUGAGAUCCAGACCCCCAUCCUGUCGAAGAUUCAGGAACAAAACUUCGACCACCCUAUCUUCUGCUGCCUCAACCCCCAGGGGGAGAUCCAGCCGGGCACGACGACCCCUGUCCUCUGGGUCUUCUCCCCCAUCGAAGCCAAGACCUACACGGUGGACGUGCCCAUCCAGAUCCUGGGAUGGAACUCGGCCCUCAUCCGCUUCCACGGAGUGGGCUACGAUUCCCAUGUCAUGGGGGUCACAGCCCCGUUCCACAACAUCUCCUCGUUGGAAAACAGCUCCACCCACUUUAGGCUGAUGGUUCCUGGACAGAUGAUCUUCCUGUCCCAGUCUUACAUCUCCCUGGGCAACAUCCCUGUGCAUAGCAAGUGCAGCCGCUUGCUCUUCCUCAACAACAUAUCCAAGAAGGAUACCAUCAUCUUUGCCUGGGAGCUGAAGCCUCUAGACUUCGGGGAGGUGUCUGUGAGUCCCAGUGUGGGGGUGAUCCCUCCUGAGGAGUCAGUCCCCUUCAUGGUCACCCUGAAGACCUCAGUGCAUGCCAGCUUCUACAGUGUGGACCUAGUGUGCAAGGUGUACCGGCAGCAGCUCUUAAGGCAGCACCACAAGGAACUGCAGGAGUGGAAAGAAGAGAAGGUCCGGCAGGAAGUGGAGUUCACCAUCACAGAUAGGAAAGUGGAGAGAAGAGUGUACUGCACAGCCUGUGCACCGGUGAGAAAGUACAAGACACUGCCCCCCAUCAAGAGCCAGCAGCCGUUCACCCGGCCUGCCAGCUGGCACCUGCAGAUCCCGAGGGAGGAGUCCUCUUGGCCGUGUCCCGAGCCGCCUGUGCCAGGCAUGCUUAGACUGAGCCUCACUGCCCGCACCCAUGCCAUUGACUCCUUCCUGGCCAACUUCUUCUCUGAGUUCCCCUGCCACUUCCUGCACAGGGAACUGCCGAAGAAGAAGCCCCCUGGGGAAGAAAUCACCGACGACAACUGGGACUCUGUGCCCAAACAGGAGAAGGUGCUUCUCAUCGAUUGUCUUAGCAUCAUCAUCAGACGUCUGUUAGAGGACAAGAACUUCCAUGAGGCUGUGGACCAAUGCCUGGUGGAGCAGGUGCCUUACUUCUGCCAGUUCUGGAGUGAGCAGUCAGCCAAGUUCAUGGCCAAGAAGAGCAGCCUGCCCUUAGUCCCGUUCCUGUCUCCACCUUCCGAAACCUGGGAGGAACAGAAAGGCAAGGAGCCUGAGGAUUUCAAGCUAAGGCUGAGGAGGAAGGGACCCGGGGAGGAGGAGGGGCGGCAAGAGGAAGAGGAGGAGGAGCAAGAGGAGGAGGAAGAGGAGGAGGAGGAAGAGGAGGAAGAAGAGGAGGUGGAAGAGGAGGAGGAGCUGGACAGAGAGGAGCUGGUGGAGGAACAGCUGGAGGUGAAGGAGGAGGAGAAGAAGCCCUGGAUAGGGAUGGAGCCCAGACUGCAUCCUGGGUCCCAAGAGUCCCUGCAGAAGCUGUGGCAGCAGCAGCUGAAGGCUGUGAUGCAGGAGGAGCAGGAGCAGGAAGAGAAGGAGGCCAUCAGCCGGCUCCCGGCCUUCACCAACACGCAGGAGGCGCUGCUGGAGAACAUCAUCCAGAACAUCCUGGUCGAAGCGAGCCGCGGGGAGGUGGUGCUCACCUCGCGACCGCGCGUCAUCGCCCUGCCGCCCUUCGGUGUGACAAGGGUAACGACCCCAGACCCGCCGCAGACCCCUUUGGCAGCGCAGCGGCAGCAAGCGGAGGAGACCCGCCCGGCCCAUCGGCCCACCACCCUAGUCCCGCCGCCGCCCCCUCUUCCCAGCCCCUCCUAA